This is a messenger RNA of Elaeis guineensis (African oil palm), 1770 nucleotides long. RefSeq lists its product as uncharacterized. Lineage: Eukaryota; Viridiplantae; Streptophyta; Magnoliopsida; Arecales; Arecaceae. The record is from RefSeq and is a predicted model, not a curated record. Gene Ontology annotation, molecular function: oxidoreductase activity.
UCCUCUGAUCGUUCUGAUCUGAUCACGCGAUCUUAACGGCGCAGAUUGCUGUACCCUCGAUGGAAAAAUUGUCCUGGAGGCUCGUGUGCGUGGACGGGAAUCGAACGCAUCGCCGCCCUCGCGACCAGUCUCCAAGCCUCCCUGAUCCCCCAUUUCCCACAUCCGCCCCUUCCUCCCUCGAUCCCUCUGCCAGGGUUUUAAGCGUCGCAACUUUCAAGGCUUAAGGCGUCGCUGAGCUCCGGGAAAUCGUUGGCGAUGUGGAGGCUCGCGGGACGGCCGCGGAGACCGGGGCUGGGACUCGGUUUCAGGGCCGCUUCCACAGGGGCGAUGACCUGCCGGGCAGUGGUCCUGCCGCGGUUCGGCGGCCCAGAGGUCCUCGAGGUGCGCCCUUCGGUCGAAGUCCCCAAUCUGAAGCCGCAGGAGGUGCUCGUCCGCGCUCGCGCCGUCUCUAUCAAUCCCUUGGACUUGAGAAUGCGAUCUGGUUAUGGACGAUCCAUUUUCGAACCACUUCUGCCUCUAAUUCUGGGUCGUGAUAUUAGUGGUGAAGUCGCGGCAUUUGGUUCUUCAGUUUCUUCCCUUACUGUUGGGCAGGAAGUUUUUGGUGCACUGCAUCCAACAGCCGUGAGAGGCACAUAUGCUGAUUAUGCCAUUCUCUCAGAAGAUGAACUAACACUCAAGCCACCUUCAGUGACGCAUGUGGAGGCAAGUGCCAUUCCUUUUGCUGCUUUGACUGCAUGGCGUGCUCUAAAAAGCACCGCUAGAAUCUCUGAAGGACAGCGACUGUUGGUGCUUGGUGGAGGAGGAGCAGUUGGAUUAGCCGCAAUUCAGCUUUCAGUAGCUGCAGGGUGUGGUGUGUCAACUACAUGUGGAAGUAAGAGUAUUGACCGAGUUUUGGAAGCUGGUGCUGAGCAAGCUGUUGAUUAUACUGCUGAGGAUACUGAAUUAGCAAUCAAAGGACAAUUUGAUGCUGUUCUAGACACAAUUGGAGUACCUGAAACUGAAAGAAUUGGGAUUAAUUUUCUGAAGAAAGGUGGACACUAUAUGACACUGCAGGGAGAAGCAGCAUCCGUAGCCGAUAGGUAUGGGUUGGCUAUUGGUCUUCCCACUGCUACAGCUAUUUUACUGAAGAAGCAAAUUCAGUACCGGUAUUCUCAUGGAAUAGAAUAUUGGUGGACAUACAUGAGGGCUGAUGCUGAAGGUCUAGAUGAGAUCCGAAGAUUAUCAGAAGCUGGAAAGCUAAAGAUACCAGUGGAGAAAACAUUUCCAAUCACCAAAGUUAGAGAAGCUCAUGAGGUAAAGGAUAGAAGGCUUGUUCCUGGCAAGGUGGUUCUGGAAUUUGACUGAAAUCCAGGAGCACUUAUAUUCGGAAUAAAUCCAGAAGAAUGGAUCCGCACAUGUAAAUCAUCUCUCAGCUUUUUCACCCAUUUGCAUCUCAAACCACAACAGUAACCUUCCUCUGGCUUUCCUUCUUUCAAAUGUCAAAUUAAAAUCUCAAAAAAUAGCAGCAACCCUAACAGAUCAGCUAUUGAUAAAGAAUGUCAAUUCAUUUGUAGCACGGUCCGCUUGUUCAUUUGGAGCUGGUCCUUGUUCUCUGCAUUACUUUGAAUUGUACAUAAAAAGAAUAGAAGUAUCUAUUCCUUUUAUUUUUGUUAAUAUUUUUUUAUUGAUAUGUACUUGAGGGUUUGUGUUGGAAUUAUGGUGGUUGAGAAAGUGGGGAACUAUUUGUGAUUUUGUUACAUAUUAAAGCAACAAAGAUUGGAUCAAGGAUCA